Molecule: messenger RNA, 1175 nt
Organism: Sorghum bicolor (sorghum)
Lineage: Eukaryota; Viridiplantae; Streptophyta; Magnoliopsida; Poales; Poaceae
Exons: 4
Coding region: 1-600 (199 amino acids)
Source: RefSeq, a predicted model, not a curated record
AUGGCACGGCUGCCUGGCUCGCGGCCUCCAUGGCGCGAGCGUGAGAUGCAGCAGCACGGGAGCCUUCGGGAUGCACACAUGACGAGCGGAGGAAGAGAGGAACCCGUGAACGUGCUCGCCGGUGAGGCAGCGGUCACGGCAGUGGGGUGCGUCGGCGCCGCCAUGGGGCACGCGGGGAGAAACCCUAGAGGCCGCCCCUCCCUCCUCACCAGACGCCGCCCCUCUCCUGACCUUCUCUCUAGGCAUGACACAGGCGCGGCCACCACUUGGCCGCACGGUGUCCUGGCCCUCACACGCAGCAGCAGCCAACUCCUUCCGUCCUGCCGGCCGUGCGAGGUGUUGAAGGGGGCACCUGAUCUCUGGCGUCGAGGACCUGCGGUGAGCCUUCACCGGACCUGCGGACGUGUUCGGAGGAGCGGCGCUAGAUCUGCAGCGGAGCUGCGCUGGCAUGUCCAGGAUGAUAGUGGUAUGGCCGCGUGCAGUAGACCAACGCAUCCAGCAUCUCCAACAUCGGACCUGUGGCGGAGCUGGAUUUUGGGGAAAAUGUGGAUUCAGAACAAGAUCAAGAAGGGAAUAACACACUACAAAAAAUCUAUCUAAAGCACAUCCAAAGCACAAAAUGUAAACAUGUUUGUACCUAUGCUAGCAACCCAACAGCUAAUGGCCUCAGCUGCUGUUGAGCAUGCAGUUGUUGCUGUUGAGAUGACUGCAUCAACUUUUGCCUCUGAUGUUCUGGUGUUAGAUGCUGUUGGGGAGAAGGUGUAUUCAUCAUAUUGGUGGCUGACCUACGACAGCUAGCAUAUGGCAUUGGAGGAGUGAACACACCAUCAAAGUUAGGACUUCCUGUGGUUCCAGGUGAUGGCGCGGGUCUUCCAAGGAACCAUCCUUCUGGAUGCCUGCAAGCAGUAUGAAGGCAACAAAUUGAAACUGAGACAGAAAUAUUAAACAUUUAUCUGAGCUUGGCUAUUGUCAUUUGCCCAUUCCCUAUUAUGCACGUGUGGGUAAGGAGAUAUGGCCGGCAAAAGAAGACAUUGUGUAUAACACAGGAUGUACUCCAAAAAAGAAACAAUGUUCUCACCUAAAGGAGGAACAUUUAAUACAUAUGUACAUAAGGACACUGUAUUUUGGAUACCAAAUUAUCACAAAGAAUAGGAGGAACAAUGUUCUCACCUAAA